CACAGCCGAAGCUCCCGGAGCACGACAAGAGCGAUGGCCGAGCAGGGCGCGAUGAUGCAUGGCCUCGAGUUCCUCAUUGCGACGGACGCGGAGCUCCACAAGGAGCUCUCGGCCAUGUGCGACCUCCUCGACACGCUCCACGGCAGCGACAGCUCGUCUUCGUCGGCGACAACCGCCGCCACAUCGUCCCUCGUCGAAGCCGCGCUCGACGACUUUGCCUCGCCGGCGCCGACCAAGCGCAAGGCCGAGACCGACCUCGUCCGCGCCAAGAACAAGUUUCAGUUCAAGCAGCGCCAAGAGAUCCUGCAGCUGCGCACCGAUGUCACCGCGCUGCAAGCACGCCUGCACGAGCUCAAGGCCAAGGGCGACGCGGCGCUGCCGCCGACGACGAUGUGGGCGACGAUCGCCAAGCAGGAGCUGCUCACCAAGACCGAGGCGCUCCAGGAGAAUGCGCAUCUGCGCGGCGAAGUCGAUCGCCAAGUCACGUUUGUCGAUGCCAUGCUCACGCUGCUCCGGAAGCGCCCGUUGCCUCAGACGGACGUCCACAACAGCCACAUGGCCGACUGGAAGCAGUACAAGCUCGCGGCCGCGCAACACCUCCGUACCGCGGCCAUCCACGCCAUCGCCGAUCGCGAGUACUCGCGGCAACAGACGGCCUUUCUCAACGCGGGCUUGUACCCGAUCUCGGGUGCUAUCGACUACCGGGCCGAGGCGCGCACUGAGCCCAACGGCUCGGUCACGGCCAAGUUUAUCGUGCGGGACACGUACGACGCGCCGAUGGACGUUGUCGCGGACGCGUUCUGGCGCGUCUUUACCGGCGAAAAGGUCGUGCCCGUGGCCAUCGGUGCCACCCACACCAUUGAGCGCAUUGACAACGAUACGGUAUACCAAAAGUACCACGCGUCCGUGGGCGGCAUUCCGAUCCACCUCAACGUGAUCGCAAAGAGGAUCCGCGAGCCGUCGCGGCGCCUCAUCGUGUGGCGGUCCGUGCUCGAAGACGCGCUCCAGCCGCAUCUGAGCGUCGGCGUCACGGGGGUGCAGUGGGGCUGGACGACCGUCGAGGUCGGCAGCAACGGGUCUGUGGACUUUACCUUUCUCUGCCACGUCAACACGUGCCGCGCCGAAAGCGUCGACGACGUUCGGGCCAAGAUCCGCGAGUUCCGCUUCUGCGAGAAGGAAGCGGUGACCGACUUGCCGUGGGACGAGAUGCGGCGCAGUCCCAUGGAGGUCUUCAUGGAGCGAGGUCGACGCUGGGAGAAUGCGUUCCGCGAGUCCAUCGCCGACAGCGUCAACGCCUACCACGCCGCAAGACGACAGGCGUAA
Molecule: messenger RNA, 1323 nt
Organism: Saprolegnia parasitica CBS 223.65
Lineage: Eukaryota; Oomycota; Saprolegniomycetes; Saprolegniales; Saprolegniaceae
Exons: 3
Coding region: 34-1323 (429 amino acids)
Source: RefSeq, a predicted model, not a curated record